Molecule: messenger RNA, 2436 nt
Organism: Phyllostomus discolor (pale spear-nosed bat)
Lineage: Eukaryota; Metazoa; Chordata; Mammalia; Chiroptera; Phyllostomidae
Gene: ADPRHL1
Product: ADP-ribosylhydrolase like 1
Exons: 7
Coding region: 455-1519 (354 amino acids)
Biological process (GO): protein de-ADP-ribosylation
Molecular function (GO): ADP-ribosylarginine-[protein] hydrolase activity; magnesium ion binding
Source: RefSeq, a predicted model, not a curated record
GCGCUGAGCCUGGGUGGAUUUCGUGGUGUUUGAAUGACACCUGAAGGCUUUAGAAAUGCGUGCAUUCUUCGAGAACACCGUGACCAGAUGCACUACUUAAGAGUUGAUGCUUUGCGAGAGCGCGCCUGGGGUGGCUCUGCGCGCUGCCCUGCCCGGGGGUGCUGGAAAAGCCCGCAGCCUCCCGGUGGAAGAGCUCCUGUCUCCAGACGCAGAGGGAAGCUGAUACUCCACGUGGCUGUUCAGACGGCGCCGCGAGUCGCGGGGUCCAGAAAGGUUUUCUCAUUGGUGCCACCUGCAGACCGAAAAGUAGUGCCUGGCCAUUUGAGGAGCCUCUUCACAGCGACACAAUGACCAGAAGAGAGGUCAGCUAGGUGGACUGAAGGCGGCCACUGCCGCGAAGCAACAAAGGCUGGGCGUGCUCCGCGGCCGGGAGGGCGGAGGAGCCACCUCGGCGAUGGAGAAGUUUCAGGCCGCGAUGUUGCUAGGAAGCGUCGGAGACGCCCUCGGUUACCGAAACGCCCGCAAGGAGAACAGUGCUGCAGGCGCGAAGAUCCAGGAGGAGCUGCAGAAGCUCGGGGGGCUCGACCACCUCGCUCUCUCACUGGAGAAAUGGCCUGUGAGUGACAACACCAUCAUGCACUUGGCGACGGCCGGGGCCCUCACCACAGACUACUGGUGUCUGGAUGACCUGUACCGGGAGAUGGUGAAGCGCUAUGUGGAAGUCCUCGAGAAGCUUCCAGAGCAUCGAGCAGACCCAGCUACCAUUGAAGGCUGCUCACAGCUGAAACCGGAUAAUUAUCUGCUUGCCUGGCACACGCCUUUCAACGAGAAGGGUUCAGGAUUUGGCGCGGCCACCAAGGCGAUGUGCAUUGGCAUGCGGUACUGGAAGCCUGAGCGACUGGAGACCCUCAUUGAAGUCAGCAUCGAGUGCGGCAGGAUGACACACAACCACCCUACAGGCUUCCUCGGGUCUCUAUGCACAGCCCUGUUUGCAUCUUAUGCCAUACAAGGAAAGCCACUGGAGCAGUGGGGCAGAGACAUGAUGAAGACGGUCCCACUGGCUGAAGAAUACUGUAAGAAGACCAUCCGGCACAUGGCAGAGUACCAGGAGCACUGGUUUUACUUUGAAGCAAAAUGGCAGUUUUACUUGGAGGAGAGAAAAAUCAGUGAAGACACUGAAAGCAAAGUCGCCUUUCCUGACCAUUAUGAUGCAGAGGAGAGGGACAAGACCUACAGGAAAUGGAGCUCGGAAGGUCGAGGGGGCCGACGGGGCCAUGAUGCCCCCAUGAUUGCCUACGACGCUCUCUUAGGAGCCAGGAACAACUGGACGGAGCUCUGCCAUCGGGCCAUGUUUCACGGAGGUGAGAGUGGGGCCACAGGGACCAUCGCGGGCUGCCUGUUCGGAUUGCUCUACGGCCUGGAUGCUGUUCCCAAGGGCCUGUACCAGGAGCUGGAGAACAAGGAGGAGCUGCUGCACCUGGGCGAAGCUCUUCACCGCCUGUCCACAGAGGAGAAGUAAAGCCAUUUCCCUUUCCAGGGAGCCCGUUCUACCUCUGGGUGCCCCAGGGGAGUCCACAUGCAGCUCACCGGACUCUCAGCACACUGAGAGUCCAUGCCUAAUCGACCAUGCUUUAUAAAAUACAUUGUUUGUCCUAGAAGAAUAUUUUCUAUCCUGACCCAAAUCUAGCGCAUUAUUGAGGUCACGCUGGAUUUGCUACCUUCAGACCUCCUCAUACAGUGGUUGCAAAUAGUCUUUUGGACAAUUGGUGUAUUUUAUCGUCGCAUAACUAAUGCUGUUCGCUCAUUCACUUCAGCUAACCACAGGGCUCUGCGCAGAAGGGCCUCCUCCCUCUGCAGAUACUGCCGUCACUGUCUGUUUCUAGCUCUUAGACACGCAUUUCAGCCACUGCCGCCACCCCCUCGGCCACGCCCACCCCUCCGGGCGUGUGCUGCACGUGUGUUCUCACUGCCGCGUGUCCCCUUCAGAAGAGCAGUCAGUCCCAGCGCCUUCUGGAUGCAGCCAAAAGCACCGCAUUUAACCUGCCAGCCUAUAUUUUUAAUCACACUAGAUCUUUAAAGAUCCCAGCCUAACUAGAUCCCAGCCUUUUGGAACAACUAAGGGAGGAAAACAGGCAAUGAAGGGGUCUCGUGCCGGCACCGCACCUUCCUGCUCUGAGGUCUGCAGCUGUCACACUUGCACGGGUCAGGAGCACAUUGCAGCCAGGGCCAGUGGCCACUGCCCCCGGGUUCGCUGAGGAGACAGAGCUGUUCCCUGUGGCCCAUGUCCCUCUCUCUGAGAAUCUGGAAAAGAGAACACUUGCUCUUGUUAAAAAUAACUUUGGACACUAUCUUUUCGAAGUAGCAUCUGGUGUGAAUAAAACAGCAGUUGGUGACUGAUGUUUAACACGUAGCUUUGGCAGCUUAGCUGGGCUUAUC